AUGAAGACCUCUAUACUGCUCGGCCUGGCUGCCGGAGCCACGGCAUUCGUGAUUCCAGAUCAGGAGACCCUGAGUUCGCUCGCUAUCGAGCCACAACAGGAGGAAGCACAUCCAUUCUGGGAUAACGUGAAACAAGAUGCCUCCCGCAUCUGGGAAGAUCUCGAGAAGCAGUUCGACGAAGCCGCCGAGUCUGCAAAGCAGCUCUUCGACGACGCUGUCGACUUCACUUACGACACAACCGUCGAGUACGGGGAGAAGUUCGAGACCGCCUUUGCUGGUCAAUCGUGGCUCGACUCUGCUACCACGGAGGAGGACACAUCCGAGCGUCCACCUCACCAUGGCAAGCCUCCCCACCAUGGACCUCCUGGACACAAGCGUCCGCACCACCCUCCUCACCACGGCCCGCCCAACCAGACAGUGUACGAACUGAUCGCAAAGAGCAAGUACACCACUAAGCUCGCAAAAGCUAUCGACGAGUUCCCAGACCUGGUCAAGCUCCUCAACGGCACCUCAGCCAACUUCACGGUCUUCGCACCAACAGAUCGUGCAUUCGAGAAGAUCCCAAAGCACGCUCCUAAGCCGCCCAAGGAAUUCCUCAAGAAGCUCCUCACCUACCACGUCUCCCCAGAUUUCUACCCGGCCGGCCGCGUCCUCGUCACACGAACAAUCCCCACCGCUCUUGAGAACCCCAAGUUCGGCAAGAAGAAUCCUCAGCGCCUCGCCACUGAGAUCGGUCUCCGCGGCCUGACAGUAAACUUCUACAGCCGCAUCAUCGCGAUCAACAUCUUCGGCACCAACGGCGUCAUCCACGGACUCGACAGCAUCCUCUUGCCACCACCAAAGGUAGCCAGAAUCAUCGACGCGCUUCCCGGUGAAUUCUCCACCCUCGAGCUCGCCCUCGUCAAGACCGGCAUCUACGAGCGCUUCAACGACACCGAGAAGCACGGUGCCGGCACUCUCUUCGCCCCCAGCAACUUUGCCUUCCAGAAGCUUGGGCCUCGCAUCAACGCCUUCCUCUUCUCCAGCUACGGGCUCAAGUACCUCAAAGCCCUGAUCCUCUACCACAUCGUCCCGGACGUUGUCUUGUACUCCGACGCCAUCUACAAGGUCAGCAGCAGCGACAGCAGCCAUAUGGCUCUUGAUGCUCCCCACCACGGCCCACCCAAGGGCUUCUUCCAUGUUGACCUUCCCACGGCGCUCGACGACAAGUCGCUGUCGAUCGACAUCGCCCGCUACGGCCGGCUGAUCGAGAUCAAGAUCAACGGCUUCAACCGAGUUGCUGUCUCCGAUGGCGUCGCGUAUGAUGGCGUCAUUCACGUCGUGCCCAACGUGCUCAUCCCACCCAAGACACCCGGUGGCGAGGCCACUGUUGCGGAGGACAUGGAGCUCGAUGAGUUCUUGCAGCGUAUGGCUCCGCUUGUUGGUGAGGCUGAUGUUGAUGUCAAUGAUCUUGAGCUGUAA
This is a messenger RNA of Cyphellophora attinorum, 1461 nucleotides long. RefSeq lists its product as uncharacterized. The coding region runs from base 1 to 1461 and encodes 486 amino acids. Gene Ontology annotation, biological process: macroautophagy. Lineage: Eukaryota; Fungi; Ascomycota; Eurotiomycetes; Chaetothyriales; Cyphellophoraceae. The transcript has a single exon. Gene Ontology annotation, cellular component: fungal-type vacuole membrane. The record is from RefSeq and is a predicted model, not a curated record.